CGCAUGCGUUCGGCACGCCACGGCUUCGCCGUGGCUAGGAUAGGAGUUUGCGGCGAGUGUCGCGUUGCGUCCGGUUCGACUGCAGUCGGUGAUGGCGGAGGCUUUGGGCGCGGUCCGGUAGGGGCAUCAGGGAAGUACCUGGUGCCUGGAUAUCCGGGAAACCUCGAGAAUCGCUACGUGGCCGAAGGCUGCCGGCCAAGCAUCCGCUCGGCGAGGGCUUUUUCAUUCAGCUCGUACCACUGUGCCCUCGCCGCACGUGUUGCAGCCCGCAUGCCACCUCCAGAAAUCACAGAACCUUGCGGCCCACUGAGGCUGUACGCAGAGUGCCGGGAGCCGUGCUUAGUGAUCUUCGAUUUUCACAAGGGCCCUGCAGGGAAAACGCUUGGCACGUAGAAGGCUUCAACGAAUUGGAUGCAUGCAUGCAUGAACGAACCUACACUAGUCCAGAAGGUGAGGAUUACAGGUUCCCGAGAGGAGGAGGUGGGAGUUUUCAGCUUUAUUGAGAUAGGAUGGCCACACAAGCUUUCUCUGAGGCAGUGACAUUUGAUCUGAGACCUGAAAAAGCCAGCCAUGUGAAGAAAAUCUGGGAAAAGGAUGUUGUAGGCAGGAAGCAUAGAAGACACCAAGGCCCUGAGCAGGAACAAGUCCAGUAAGAGUGAGGAGCAGAGAGAGGUGUGAGCGAGAGAGGCACAGCUAAGGCUUGAGAGCCCAGAGCCCGCGGUGAGGAAAUGGACUUCAUUCUCGGGGCUCAAGGUCACAUUCCUAGUGAAUGCUAGGGCUGGAAUUCAAGCACCUCGUCAGCCUGUAAAACCUAAUCUCUCACCUUUGUCCCAGGAUGAUACCCACCUCACAGACUCGUCCAGGUCACUAGAGAAAACUUAGAACGUGCCUGGCGCAAGAUAGACGUGCACCCGGUGUCCCCUUUCUCCUGGUUUUCCUAUAAAGGUAGGCUUCAUGCCCAGCGUGCAGCCCAACACUGGGCUUGAACUCAGGACCCUAAGAUCAAGACCUGAGCUGAGAUCAAGAGUUGGACACUUAACCAGCUGAGCCGCUCAGGUGCCCCUGUAGUGGUUACUUUAAAUAGUUGGAUUUUGUGGCUCAGCUGAACAUGGAGCAGUUUCUGGACCGGAAGAGCUGAGGAAGCCCAAACUUGAGCUGAAGCAACUCUGCUGAGGAAAAGAAAAACAUGUCUGGGAACAGAUACACAGGAUGUUCAUUGCAACAGGUCAGCCCCAUGGCUGUUCCACACGAUUCACACGAGACUUCCUAUUUGCUGCCUCCAAACAGUAAGGACUGGGAAGGGCAUGGCAUUCCUGACUUUGUCUACGGGCAGGAGGAGCUGGUGCUGGAAGGGAUUCAGUGGCCGAGGGACGCGCCCGGCCUCCCGGAGGACUCCGUACCACCUUCUCGCUUCGAUUCUGUGCUCUGCUCCGCCUGGAGGCAGCGGGUGGAGCUGGGGCUGUUCCGCUACCGCCUGGGGGAGCUGCAGACCCAAACCCUCCCCGGUGCCGUGGGUUUUGUGGCUCAGCUGAACGUGGAGCGAGGUGCCCAGAGGAGGCGCCCCCAGAGCAUCAGUAGUGUGAAGCAGGCGUUUGACCCUGCACUGUUUAACUUCACCAAGAUCCGGCCAGGAGAAGUCCUCUUCCGUCUGCUCCGGGAGCCCGAUCUGCCAGGCGCUCUCCAGCAAGAGGACAUCCUCGUAAUGAUCAAUGUCAGCCCCUUGGAGUGGGGCCACGUGCUGCUGGUGCCCGAGCCCCGCCGUGGGCUCCCCCAGCGCCUGCUGCCCGGUGCGCUGCGGGCCGGGGUCGAGGCUGUGCUGCUGAGCUCACACCCAGGCUUCCGCGUCGGCUUCAACAGCCUGGGUGGCUUGGCCUCAGUGAACCACCUCCACCUGCACGGGUAUUACCUGGCCCACAGACUGCCUGUGGAGGGAGCACCGAGCGAGCCCCUGGACCCCGGGGGGUAUCUGCACCUCCUCCAGGCCGUCCCAGCGCCCGGCUUCCUCUUUUACACUAGCGGGCCGGGGCCUGACUUGGAAGCCUUGAUAGGCAGGGUAUGUCGGGCCACCGACUAUCUGACUGACCGCGAGAUCGCCCAUAAUUUGUUUGUGACCCGGGGGGCCCCACCCGGAAAGACAUCACCCUCCUCGGCUCUCACGGGGGUCCGAGUGAUUCUGUGGGCCCGGAAGUCCAGUUUUGGGGUAAAGGAAGGCGAGGCGUUCAAUGUUGCCCUCUGUGAGCUGGCCGGGCACCUCCCUGUCAAGACGUCCCAGGAUUUCAGCAGUCUGACAGAGGCGGCUGCUCUGGCCCUCAUUCAAGACUGUCUGCUGCCCCCUGCCCAGGCAGAAGAGGUCCAGGCAGCGCUAGUGGCCUUGAUAGCCCAGGACGAGCAGUAAUCCUUCCGGAAGUAUUUAUUUUCUACCCGGUCUAAGUCCCUUUCCAGAAAGCCGUCCACAGGGGUCGUCGUUUGGGCAUUUCUGUGACUGCCUUCUUACCUGUCUCAGCCUAAGGGGACGGGUAAAGAAUUGACAAGUGGCCUCUUUAAAGAGAAGAAACGUUAGAAUAGAUCGAACAAAUGAG
This is a messenger RNA of Neofelis nebulosa (Clouded leopard), 2579 nucleotides long. RefSeq names its product GDP-D-glucose phosphorylase 1 (gene GDPGP1). The record is from RefSeq and is a predicted model, not a curated record. Lineage: Eukaryota; Metazoa; Chordata; Mammalia; Carnivora; Felidae. Gene Ontology annotation, molecular function: GDP-D-glucose phosphorylase activity. The transcript has 7 exons. Gene Ontology annotation, cellular component: cytoplasm. Gene Ontology annotation, biological process: glucose metabolic process. Bases 1187 to 2395 code for a protein of 402 amino acids.